Dentiscutata erythropus is the source of this 195-nucleotide messenger RNA. The record is from the annotation of a GenBank genome assembly. Lineage: Eukaryota; Fungi; Glomeromycota; Glomeromycetes; Diversisporales; Gigasporaceae.
AUGUGUUUAGCAAUAGACAGUGGCAUCCUGCCAAAGGCUUACAAAAGCUCAUGGCUUGUCAGUGGCUAUUGUUACCGAACCGAACAAGCAACAGGGACUUAUGCAUUGAUCUGGCUCAGGGACCACCCAAUGUGUUCAGCAAUAGACAGUGGCAUCCUACCAAGACCCAAUAAUGGAAUAGAGGAUCAAGGCUCG